AGAAGAAGAAGAAGAAGAGUCCCGGCCAUCGCAUGGGACUUCUCCUCGCGCCCCCCUCCCCAAACAUCUCCCAUACGCCCACCGCCCCCUUUUGGGGGGCGAUUUUUUUUUAGGGUGGGGGAAUGGUUUGAGGGGGGUCGCUUUUGAGGGAAGGAGGGAGGGAGGGAGGGAGCGCGAGAGGCGGGGAAGGGGGGCCGCCGCCGCCGCCCCCACCCCUCCCGUCAGCUCGGCUCGGGUGUUCCCCCACCCAUCGGCCACCCCCUCCUCCGGCACCACCACCAUGGCUUCCCCUCUGAGGGAGGACGAGGAAGAGGAGGAGGAGAUGGUGGUGUCCGAGCCGGAGGGGGAGGAAGACGAAGAAGAGGAGGAGGAGGAAGAGGAGGAGGAAGAAGAAGAAGAAGAGGACGACGAAGAAACCGCCGCCGCCGCCGCCGCAAGGAACGACAGCCCGGGCGACAUCUUCCCGCCCGCCGCCGCCGCCGCCUCAGCAGCAGCAGCAGCCGCCUCAGCGCAGGCGGAGGCUGCCCCGCUGACCCCCGCCGCCGCCUCCUCCUCCUCCUCCACGCCGGCCGCCGGAGGGACCCAGGCGCCGCCAGACAACGAAGAGGAGGAUUUGUGCAGCUUAGAGAGUCCCCUCGUCGUCAAGAAGAAGAAACGAGGGCCGAAAAAGCAGAAGGAUAACAAGCCGGGGAAACCCAGGAAGCGCAAAAAAUUAGUCAGUGAGGAUGAGUUUGAGUCCGACCGAGAGGAGUACCGGGCCAAGUCGGAGAGCGGUGGCAGUGAUUAUGGAGGGGUGGGGAAGAAGAAGCGGCGCAAACAUCGGGAGAAGAAAGAGAAGAAGACCAAGCGGCGGAAAAAGACAGAAGAAGACGGAAUGCAAAAGCCAAAGGUGGAGCAGAAGUCCUCGGCCCAGCUGCUCAUGACUUGGGGCCUGGAAGACGUCGACCACGUUUUCACCGAGGAAGACUAUCACACCUUGACAAACUACAAAGCCUUCAGCCAGUUUAUGAGGCCUCUCAUUGCCAAAAAGAACCCCAAGAUCCCCAUGUCCAAAAUGAUGACCAUUAUGGGAGCCAAGUGGCGAGAAUUCAGUGCCAACAACCCUUUCAAAGGAUCGACGGCCGCCGUGGCUGCUGCGGCCGCCGCCGCUGCGGCCGCCGUAGCAGAACAAGUCUCAGCCGCCGUGUCGGCUGUGAUCCCUUCACCUGAGCCCCAACACCUGCUGCAGCCCCCGGCUCAGCCUCUUCCCAUCCGCAAAGCCAAAACCAAAGAGGGCAAAGGACCCGGCCACAAGAAGCGGAGCAAAAGCCCUCGCGUCCCCGAGAUGAAGAGGAAGGGAAAGGGGAAGAAGAUGGCGCCCCUGAAGAUCAAGUUGGGCGUGAUCGGCGGGAAGCGCAAGAAGAGCAGCUCACAUUUGUUUCAGAGCGACGAAGUGGCGGAACCGGAAGAAGAAUCCGACCUGGACAACUCCAGUGUUCACAGUUCUUCCGUGCGUUCGGAUAGUUCAGGAAGGGUCAAGAAAGUCAGGCGAGGUCGACCUGGACGAAAGAAGAAGAAAGUUGCCGGUGAAGAAGAGGCCGACGGCUACGAGACCGACCACCAAGACUAUUGCGAGGUGUGUCAGCAGGGCGGGGAGAUCAUCCUGUGCGACUCGUGUCCCAGAGCUUAUCACCUGGUGUGCCUGGAUCCGGAGCUAGACAAGGCCCCGCAGGGCAAAUGGAGCUGCCCUCACUGCGAGAAAGAAGGGGUACAGUGGGAACCGAAGGAGGAGGAUGAGGAAUACGAAGGUGAGCUGGACGAGAAGGAAGAGGAGGACGACCACAUGGAAUACUGCCGGGUCUGCAAGGACGGCGGGGAGCUCCUGUGCUGUGACGCUUGCAUCUCUUCCUAUCACAUCCACUGCCUCAACCCACCCCUCCCGGAGAUCCCCAACGGGGAAUGGCUGUGCCCCCGCUGCACGUGCCCCAUGCUAAAAGGCCGGGUCCAGAAGAUUCUCCACUGGCGGUGGGGAGAGCCCCCCACGCCGGUUGCGGUCCCCGUGCCCCCUGACAGCAACCCGGACGACCCGCCUCCCAAGUUGCUCCAGGGACGUUCGGAGCGCGAAUUCUUCGUCAAAUGGGUUGGCCUCUCUUACUGGCAUUGCUCCUGGAUAAAGGAAUUGCAG
This is a messenger RNA of Pseudonaja textilis, 2164 nucleotides long. NCBI's taxonomy places the organism in Eukaryota, Metazoa, Chordata, Lepidosauria, Squamata, Elapidae. The record is from RefSeq and is a predicted model, not a curated record.